AUGCUUGUCGAAAACCCCCAGCAAACGACUAACGAGGCUGAAAGCCAGUCAAUGGCAAGCAGCAGCCCCGAGGAUGCCUUCGUCAGGGCUUUAGGAAAGGAGCCUCCAAAAGCCUUUACCAAAAUAGGGUCCAAGCUCUACGCUGCCUCCCUUAUCGGGUGCUUCUGUGCCACAAUGGACGGGUACAAUGGCUCUUUGAUCAACAAUCUGCUAGCGAACAAAAAUUUCCUGGAUUGCUAUGGUGGUUCGAAUUCCGGGCUUUGGUCUGGCCUUGUUACGGCCAUGUACCAGAUCGGGGCCGUUGCUGCUUUCCCCUUCGUCGGGCCAGCUGUUGAUACUUGGGGCCGCAGAGCUGGAAUGGUAAUCGCUUCCAUAUUGACCGCGGGGACCAAUAUUCAGUCCUUCAUGGGCGGAUCGUUUUUGCUGGGGUUUGGGAUAUCAAUUGCGGUUACUGCCGGGCCAACGUAUGUGGUGGAAAUCUCUCAUCCGCCAUAUCGGGGAGUGGUAACUGCAAUUUACCACACUUUUUGGUUCACUGGUUCGAUUAUCGCGGCCGGUGCGCCGAGAGGUGCACUUGAUAUUGGCGGUAACGGAUCUUGGAGGAUCAUAAUUUGGCUGCAAGUACUCCUUGCAGGCAUCAUCGUCGUCGUUGCACUGUUUCUACCAGAAUCACCUCGUUGGCUCUAUGUCAAUGGCAAACAAACCGCAGCCACCGAGAUGUUGAUCAAGUUCCACGGGGAUGGAAAUCCAGACUCAGAGUGGGUUAAACUGCAGCUUAACGAGUACGAAGAGUACCUCGAGUUAGAUGGAGCGGAUAAGAGAUGGUGGGAUUACCGUGCUUUGUUCCGUAACAAGGCAUCGAUAUAUCCCGUCAUCACCUACUUCAUGUCUGCUGUCCUUGAUACAGCAGGAUACAAAGGCACUGUUGCACAGCACAAUCUCAUCCUCAUUAACAACUGUCAGGGAUUCUCGCCUGGUCGAUUCUUGGUGCGAGCCUGGUCGACAAAUUUGGACGCCGCCCCUUGCUUCUCUUCUCCAAUAUAGGAUGCAGCCUCGCUUGGGUUGGCAUGACAGUUGCAACAUCUAAAUUCGCUAACGAGCAGAACCAAGCUGCUGGACAAGCUGCGCUCGGAAUGCUCUUCAUUUUCAACGCCGUUUACGCUGCGGGAUUCACACCACUGCAAGCGUUAGUACCCCGUUGAGGUACUAAGCUUCGAGAUGAGAGCCAAGGGAAUGGCAUUCAGUAGUCUUGCAACAGGCGCAGCUGGGCUACUGAACAAGUUUGCUUGGCCAGUGAGUAUCGAAAGAAUCGCCUGGAGGACCUACAUCAUUUUUGCGGUCUGGCACGCAAUACAAGCCAUUGUGAUUUACUUCACAAUAGUCGAAACGAAGAAUAGGACCCUUGAGGAACUGGAUGAGAUCUUCAAGGCUCCUAAUCCAGUCAUGGCCUCAAUAAAAAGGAAGAGUGUCGCUGGAGUGUUCCCUAAUUCCCUCGAAGCGCUCAUCCCCUGAGCCAGUACAGAGAUGCACAUGGAAUUUGUAUUCGAUGUGCAAAAAUUCAUCCCUUGAAAUAAGAGACGUUCUAGGCGAGAUUGCACUGGUGCUCAGGGGGGUUGAAUCGCCUCCGUAGCUAUUUUCCGCUUUUCGUAACAAAGCUUCAAGUUGAGGGCUUUGCAACGCAAAUUAGACAAUGUAUAAGGUAGUUCACCACUAAGCAAGCCAC
Coccidioides posadasii C735 delta SOWgp is the source of this 1723-nucleotide messenger RNA. NCBI's taxonomy places the organism in Eukaryota, Fungi, Ascomycota, Eurotiomycetes, Onygenales, Onygenaceae. The record is from RefSeq and is a predicted model, not a curated record.